Molecule: messenger RNA, 3136 nt
Organism: Nezara viridula (southern green stink bug)
Lineage: Eukaryota; Metazoa; Arthropoda; Insecta; Hemiptera; Pentatomidae
Source: the annotation of a GenBank genome assembly
ACUUGUUUAUUUGGAUUAUCAGCAAAUUUUGAAGGGAGGAAUCGGGGAUUGUCAGGUGAUGGGAUUUAUGUAUUUGUACCUGAGAUAAAUUACAAAUGCCUCUCGAAGUUAACAGUAUUAAUCCUAUCGACUCCCGAUUGGCAUUUUCUUGUGUCUCGUUGUGGACAUAUUUUUUUGGUAUAUUCAUUCUUGCUGUUGAAGCUACCAAUCCCCUUUUCCUCCUCGUUAUUCUUAUUGGACCGGUAGCCACAUAUUACUUUCUUCUACAAAUUUCAAUACCUCAACCUAAUUUAGAAAUUGCCGAAGAAAUUUUAGGACGUCCACUUAUACCUGAGUAUACUAAUGAAAAUGACUGUGAUGAAAAGGAAGAUCAUCGGGUACAAAUGCCUGUCAUUGCCCAUAGGUUUGCUGGUUUGGAUGCACCAGAAAAUACAUUAGAAGCCUUGGAAGUUUGUUAUAAGAAUGGAGCAAUAGGUGCUGAAUUUGAUUUGGUCUUAACCAAAGAUUUGGUUCCUAUACUUUUUCACGAUAAUGAGCUUGAUAGAUUAACUAGUGCCACUGGUGAACUACAAAGGAAAACUUGGGCCGAACUUCAGAAUUUGGAUGUAUCAAUAAAUCAUCCUUUUCAUGAAAGAUUUGUGGGUGCUAGAAUACCUUUAUUUGAGGAUGUUAUUAAAAAAGUUAUUGAAUAUGACAUGAGAAUUUUCAUUGAUAUAAAAGAUGAAAGGGCAGAGAUUGCAAGAGUUAUUGUUGAAACAUUUAAGGAGCAUCCUAUACUAUAUCGAAGGGCAGUCGUAAGUUCCUUCAACUUUUGGAUUAUUUAUAAUAUCAGAAGAAGAGAUCCAAAUAUUGUUGCUUCUAUGGCUUGGAGACCUUAUUAUAUGACUUAUUGCAAAUACUCAGUCAUAGAAGAGGAAUGUAUUCCCUAUAGCAGAACACCAAUUAUGUAUUAUUGGGGAAGGAUGCUUGAUCAUGGUACAACAUGGUUUUUUAACAAUCUGGCUUAUCGAUUGACUGGUUUUUCUGCAGUUCUCUUAUGCAAGGAUAUUAUCACUGCAGAGGUGGUGAAUUAUUGGAAACUGCGAAAUGUCCGAGUGAUAGCUUGGACUGUCAAUUCUCCUUUAGAAAAAGUUUAUUUUGUGAAAAAUCUUGGAAUUUCAUAUAUGACCGAUUCAAUGCUUGGCAACUGAACUUCACAAAUGAUGAUAAUAAUCCUAAAGUUAUUGUUUCUUUCAUCAUUAAAUAAAAAGAUUUUAAUAAACGAUGUAAUUUAUAUUUCUGUCAAAUAGCUUGUAGGCAAAAUGAUGUCAGUGUAAAAUUAGAAAAGUACUACUCAAUGAAGUAAUUACCUUAAUAUUUUAUUUUGUUUCUUCCAUUUUUUUUUAUUAAUGUAUUUAUGAUUUAUUCAAUUAUUGUAUUACAUUAAACGCAUAAAAUAAUGAGGUCUAACAAUUGACUAUACAUAUCUUUAAGUGAAUAGAAUAAGAUAUUUUUUCUAUAUUAUAUUUUGACAGCCACACUGAAAAAGCCUGUUAGUACAAUUUGAUUAGAAUGAGUGGUUUUGAGCUUUUCUGUUUAAUCUUGGCCUCUGAUAUAUUCUUAAAAACCAACUAAAAAUGUUAUUUAGAACAUUACAUCUUUGUCUUAAGUAUGCAAUAAAAAUUGAAUGGAACAUCUAUUUCAUAUGAUAAGAAAUACACGUUUAUUUCAUCUUUUAAAUAAUUUUAUGUCUUGCACUUACAGGCUGUUGUGUUGCAGUGUGGUUGUCGAAUUAUGUCUAAGGUUUCUUAGGAUUAUGUUAUCUCAAAUGCGGGCAUUAGUUUUUUUCAUGUUUAGUAUUAUUAGGAUUAUGAACUUUCCUGAUUUAUCGAUUAUUACAUUAAUUAUGUUUAAAAUUAUUAAUUUAAUUGUUUAUAUUAAUUAUGUCAUUGUUCAUAAAUGAUGAGAUUCAUUCCGAGAAUGAGAUAUGCUUAUUUCAUGAAGCUGGUACUAUUAUAGCCUUUGUGAAAUAUCCCUUAUUUGACCAAAGAUAAAAAAUGUAAUUAUAAAAAAUUAUUUUGUAGUCAAACAGUAUUUAAUAUCAGCCCAAGCUGCGAGUAUGAUAUUAAGUAUGAGAUCUCAGGAGAAAUUAUGUAGGGGAUAGAAACAAACAUGUGCAUUUAACUUUAGUAUAUGUACAUAAUUCUCUCAAUAUGAUGGCAGUUUUAUCAUUCAGUAUGUUUAUAUAUUCAUUAGAGUACUUCUUUGAUACUCCCAAUUAUGGAAAAUAUCCUAAAUACCUGAUACCAGAUGAACUAGGAAUGUGAAUCUUACAUACUUUGUUUAAUCUUGGUCAUAAAAUAACUGUCGGGCCUAAUCCUUACUUGCUUUAUAUUAAUAAACCCAAAAGUUUGUUGUAUAUUACAGGUUAGGCUUUCUGUGAUAAGAAUUUAACAUUUAAUAUUUGUAACUUUUUUUUCUGGUUACCAUAGUCAUAAAUGGUACUAAAGUUUAUGGUACUGGUGCUAGAUGUUUAUCUGAUUCUGAAGUUUAACAAAAAAUUAUCAUUAGAUGUAUUUGAGAUGUGCAGAAACAUUCUAAAAUCUCUGAUAACUUAAACUUUUAAAGCUCAUAUUGUACGAUAUUAUAAAUUUAUGAUUUUUUUUUUAAUCAGCUUAUAUAAUAAUCAAUUACCCAUUUUUUCUCAAUAGGCACUGCCUGAUUUUAGAGUGUGUAUUGCCUAAGUAGUACAUAUAAUUAUUUUCAUUACCUCAAAAAGAAUAAAAUUAUUCCAGAAAAAUAUAUUUUCUUGCAUUUUAGAUAAUAAAUUCACUAUAUCUGUACUCAAUUAUUUCAUAUUUAAAUGUUAUUUUAAAUUUCAUCUCCUUGGAUCAAGUUUUGAAAAGAAUUAUUAGAGUUCUGAGUUCUGUUAUUUCAGCAGGAGUAUUUUAUUAUUUUUAUUUUAAAACUAAUAUUGUAAAUCAUUAUUUUUUUAUAUUUUAAAAUAAUUAUGGGACUGUAAUAUUUCUUAUAUGCAAGCAUAGAUCAUGUCAAAUAUUUUUGUAUCAUUGAUUAAACAGAAGCAACACUUAUAAGAUUAUGUAUUUAUUGGUUGUCAUCAAGCGCUGAAACAAUAAAACUGAAUUGGUAAAAGCAA